UCCACGACUUUCACAGUUUACUCCCCAAGUCUUGGCUCGUGUGGACGACAAAGUGGAAAUCAAGAUAUGAUUGUAGCUGUUAGCCAUACUAUAUACGAUUCCUUUUGGGCAGGUGCCAACCCUAACUCAAAUCCGAUUUGCGGAAAACGGAUCAGGGCAACCUACGGAUCUAAUAGUAUUGAUGUGGUGGUGGUAGACAGGUGUACAGGAUGUUCUCACUUUGACUUGGACUUUUCACCUGGUGCAUUUGCAAAGCUAGGAUCACCAGACCAAGGUAGAUUGCACGGUAUGCAAGUGAGUAGGAUGUCUCAUGGCCACCAAUUCUUUUGUUUGAUAUUUUAG
Molecule: messenger RNA, 342 nt
Organism: Melampsora larici-populina 98AG31
Lineage: Eukaryota; Fungi; Basidiomycota; Pucciniomycetes; Pucciniales; Melampsoraceae
Product: Non-catalytic module family EXPN
Exons: 2
Source: RefSeq, a predicted model, not a curated record